UCACCAACAUAUACAUCACACCGUUAGGGUUUUAGCCAAUUCUCUUCAGUUGGAACGGAAGGGGAGAGAGACGAGCCGAAAUCCUCUGUCGCUAGGGUUAUAUUUAGGAAUUAGGGUUCGUCAAGGGUGGUGGAGUGAAGCGAAAAUGGUCGCGGACAAGAACAAGAAGGCAAAAACAGAGGAGAAGCCCCAAGAGGAUAACGCUGAGCAAAUCGACGGAGAGCUUGUUCUCUCCAUUGAAAAGCUUCAGGAGAUUCAAGAUGAGCUCGAGAAGAUAAAUGAAAAGGCUAGUGAUGAGGUCUUGGAAGUGGAGCAGAAAUAUAACGAGAUACGCAAACCUGUUUAUGACCAACGCAAUGAAAUUAUCAAAUCGAUCCCGGACUUCUGGCUAACUGCUUUCCUGAGUCACCCUGCUUUAGGCGAACUAUUGACAGAAGAGGACCAAAAGAUAUUUAAGCAUUUAAGCUCUUUGGAGGUAGAGGAUGCCAAAGAUGUCAAAUCUGGAUACUCUAUAACUUUUCAUUUUAAUUCCAACCCCUAUUUUGAGAACGCCAAACUUACGAAGACGUUUACCUUCCUUGAAGAAGGAGCGACGAAAAUCACAGUGACACCAAUCAAUUGGAAGGAAGGCAAGGGCUUACCGAAUGGAGUUAAUCAUGAGAAGAAAGGGAACAAACGUGCCUUAGCCGAGGAGAGCUUCUUUACCUGGUUUACUGAUGCUUCACCCAAGGAGGAUGCCGAUGAUGAGAUUCAUGAUGAGGUUGCAGACAUCAUCAAGGAAGAUUUGUGGCCCAAUCCCCUCACCUACUUCAAUAAUGAAGAGGAUUUUGAUGGAGAUGAGGAUGGUGAUGAAGAGGGAAAGGAAGAUGACUCGGAUGAUGAUGAUGACGAAGAAGAUGAGGAUGGUGAUGAAUGAUGGGAGACCCAUAUUAUCACAAUGCGCUUUCAUGCUUCGAUAACAGAUGUGUAAAGUUGAUGUUAUGAAGGAUUAAUUUACCGAUGCUAUCGCGACGAAGCAUCUCUAUCUUUCCGAAUACUUAGUAUCUACCGAAAUUAGCUACAGCUUCUUGUAUGAACCAUUUAGCCAUGUUAGCCAAUCCUUCCAUGGCUUCGGCUUUGACAUAAUUACACCAUUUCCUAAAAAGGGUUUGUCUUUUUUGCUGC
This is a messenger RNA of Tarenaya hassleriana, 1164 nucleotides long. Its product is annotated as NAP1-related protein 2-like. Gene Ontology annotation, molecular function: chromatin binding; histone binding. The transcript is spliced from 10 exons. Gene Ontology annotation, biological process: nucleosome assembly. Bases 146 to 916 code for a protein of 256 amino acids. Gene Ontology annotation, cellular component: nucleus; chromatin. NCBI's taxonomy places the organism in Eukaryota, Viridiplantae, Streptophyta, Magnoliopsida, Brassicales, Cleomaceae. The record is from RefSeq and is a predicted model, not a curated record.